Messenger RNA from Staurois parvus, 756 nucleotides. NCBI's taxonomy places the organism in Eukaryota, Metazoa, Chordata, Amphibia, Anura, Ranidae. The record is from the annotation of a GenBank genome assembly.
AUGGAUCCAGUCAUGGGAACCCACCAGAGAGAUGUCCCCGUCCUCUGUAUUCCCGGGAUUCCACACAGGAAGUCACACCAUCCCUCACCAUCAUCAGGUAGAUGAUGACAAUUAUUGGAACCCCCCAGAGGGAUGUCCCCGUCCUCUGUAUUCCCGGGAUUCCACACAGGAAGGUCACACCAUCCCUCACUAUUACAAGGUUGAUGGAUCCAGUCAUGGGAACCCACCAGAGAGAUGUCCCCGUCCUCUGUAUUCCCGGGAUUCCACACAGGAAGGUCACACCAUCCCUCACCAUCAUCAGGUAGAUGAUGACAAUUAUUGGAACCCACCAGAGAGAUGUCCCCGUCCUCUGUAUUCCCGGGAUUCCACACAAGAAGGUCACACCAUCCCUCACUGUUACAAGGUUGGUGUAGAUGCAUACUUGUGGACCUUCCAGAGGAUGUCCCCGUUCUCUGUAUUCCCUGGAUUGUUGGUCACACCAUCCCUCACCAUCUGUAGAUGAUGACAAUUAUUGGAACCCACCAGAGAGAUGUCCCCGUCCUCUGUAUUCCCGGGAUUCCACACAGGAAGGUCACACCAUGAAAACCCCAAAUCCAAGUCCCAUUGCAAGAAUUUGAGGUGAAAGCAGAAGAAGAAGAGGCGUAUGUGAGGGAUGAUCAGCAGUCUAUGGAGGAGGAGGAUGGAAUAACGGGGACAUUUAUAGAGGAGGACACUCCUACAGAGAUCAGCACAGGUGGGUCAUGAACACUAAAUCCA